AUGUCUAAAACCCUGCUCUCUCACAUUAGACCGCUUCACCACCCGAAACCCAUUCAGCGAUCUUCUUCUCCGCUUCCAUUGACGAGCAACUUCAGAAUCCUAGUCUACGAUGUGCUGCGAAUCCUCAAAACAGAGCAACGAUGGGAGGAGUCCCUUGAUUCCCUCUUCGUGUCGACGGAAACCGAAGUUUCGGAGGUAGCACACUUCGUGUUCGAUAAAAUUCGUGAACCAGACUUGGGUUUGAAGUUCUUUGAUUGGGCAUCGGCGAAGUCGGAUUGUGGUGGCUUUACUUUUAAUGGGUCCGCUUGUUCUUCGCUUCUGAAACUACUAUCACGGUUUCGGUUGUUUGACGAGGUGGAGAGUUUGUUGGAGACUAUGAAAUGUAAAGGCUUGACCCCUACCCGUGAAGCAUUGAGUGUUGCUAUACAAGCAUAUGCGGAGGCUGGGCUGGUCGAUAGGGCUCUUGUACAUUACAAUGCUGCAUCAGGUGUUUAUAAUUCUUUCCCUGAUGUUAUUGCUUGCAAUUCAUUGCUAAAUGCAUUAGUGAAAAGUCAUAAGCUCGACAUUGCACGUCGAAUUUAUCAUGACAUGGUUCAGAGAGAUGAUUUUGUGGACAACUAUAGUGUUGGUAUUCUAGUAAGGGGCUUGUGUAAGGAAGGGAAGGUCGAGGAAGCUAAGAAGUUGAUGGAACAAAGCUGGGGCAAGGGUUGCGUCCCACAUAUUGUGUUUUAUAACAUCAUGAUUGAUGGGUACUGCAAAAACGGUGAUAGUGGGAAGGCCAUUAAGCUUUUCAGAGAGUUGGAAUUGAAGGGCUUUUUGCCUACCUUGGAGACAUAUGGAGCUCUGAUUAGUGGACUCUGUAAGGAAGGAGAUUUCGAGGAAAUUGAUAAGCUAUUGGUAGAAAUGAAAGAGAGGGGCUUGAAUGCUAAUGUUCGGCUGCUUAACAAUAUCCUAGAUGCCAGAAUCAAACAUAAUCAUAAGACUGAGGCAUCAAAGACAAUCCGUUGGAUGAUCGACAAUGGUCGUGAGCCAGACAUAGUGACUUAUAACUGUUUGAUCAGUGGUUCAAGUAGGGAUGGGAAGUUGCAAGAAGCCGAGGAACUUCUACAAGAAGCUAUCAAGAAAGGACUCGAGCCAACCCUUACUACGUAUACCUCUCUUGUACAUAUUUACUCUCAACAAGGGAAUUUUGUUAAGGCUUCAGACCUGCUGAUUGAGAUGACAAAGAAAGGCCAUACACCUGAUUUGGUUGCUUACGGAGCUCUGAUUCAUGGGCUGGUUUCCACCGGGGAGGUGGAUGUUGCCUUGGUAGUUCAAGAUACUAUGAGGGCAAAGGGAAUUGUCCCUGACAUGACUGUCUACAAUAUUCUGCUAAGUGGUCUUUGCAAGAAAGGAAGGCUUCCUGCAGCAAAGAUUCUGCUGGCCGAGAUGCUCGAAAAAAAUUUAUCCCCUGAUGCUUUUGUCAAUGCCACUUUGGUUGAUGGGUUCAUUAGAAAUGGCAAACUUGAGGAGGCCAGAAGAAUCUUCGAGCUCACAGCUUCGAAGGGUAUUGAUCCUGGCAUUGUUGGGUAUAAUGCUAUGGUUAAGGGUUAUUGCAAAUUUGGAUUGAUGAAUGAUGCAAUGUUGUUUCUUAAAAAAAUGAUGAGAGGUGAUCAUACUCCAGAUCAAUUCACGUACUCAACCAUCAUAGAUGGGUACAUAAAGCAGAAUGACUUGCAUGGUGCACUCAGGAUCUUUGGCCAGAUGUUGAAAAGGAGAUGCAAACCAAAUGUUGUCACAUACACUUCUCUAAUAAACGGUUUUUGCAGAAGUGGAGAGUCCGAUACAGCUGAAACAACUUUCGCUGAGAUGGAAUCAUGUGGCUUAGAGCCAAAUGUAGUUACUUACACCACACUCAUCGGAUCCUUCUUUAAGGACGGUAAGCUCAGAAAAGCUUGCUUGUAUUUUGAUCGAAUGUUGUUUCAUAAGUGUGUCCCGAAUGAUUUUACUUUCAAUUAUCUGGUAAAUGGGUUAUCACAUAAUGUGGCCGCAUUAAGAGCUGGGGAAUGCCAGUUACCAGUUGGUGAAGAAAGCCCUCUCUGUCAGCAGGUUUUUGGGUGCAUGAUAUCGGAUGGAUGGGAGCCCAGAGCUGCUGCUUAUAGCUCUGUCAUAUUCUGUCUCUGCCGAUACAGAAUGGUUGAUACUGCAAUAUACCUGUGUGACAGGAUGAGGAUUAAGGGGUUUGUUCCAGAUCCUGUCUCUUUCAUUGCCAUGCUACAUGGACUUUCCUUGGAAAGAAGAUUACCAGAGUGGAAGACAUCAAUACCUUUCAGUAUAAGUGAAAAGGAAGUACGAACAGCCAUCAUGUACUCUCAGAAACUGAACCGAUUCCUACCAACAGGAUUCAUGGCAGACGCUUUGCAUAUUUUGUACAAUUCCUUGGAAGAAGAUCCAGCUCUAUAUUCACAGGGUUAG
Molecule: messenger RNA, 2454 nt
Organism: Linum tenue
Lineage: Eukaryota; Viridiplantae; Streptophyta; Magnoliopsida; Malpighiales; Linaceae
Source: the annotation of a GenBank genome assembly